Nematolebias whitei (Rio pearlfish) is the source of this 867-nucleotide messenger RNA. It is a transcript of the gene grk1b, whose product is annotated as G protein-coupled receptor kinase 1 b. Gene Ontology annotation, molecular function: ATP binding; G protein-coupled receptor kinase activity. NCBI's taxonomy places the organism in Eukaryota, Metazoa, Chordata, Actinopteri, Cyprinodontiformes, Rivulidae. The coding region runs from base 1 to 837 and encodes 278 amino acids. Gene Ontology annotation, biological process: protein phosphorylation; regulation of signal transduction; signal transduction. The record is from RefSeq and is a predicted model, not a curated record. Gene Ontology annotation, cellular component: cytoplasm. The transcript is spliced from 2 exons.
AUGGAUAUCGGCGGUUUGGAAAAUGUUGUGGCAAACUCAGCCUAUGUGUCCGCCCGUGGCAGCGUGGACGGAUCUGCAGCCACCAUGCGUGACAAGAAGAUGCGCGCCAGGCUGAAACUGCCACACAUCAGAGACUGCGAACACAUGAAGGUGACGGUGGACUCGAGCUUCAACAACAUGUGUCUCAAACAGCCCAUCGGCAAACGCCUCUUUCAUCAGUUCCUGCAGAGUCACGCUAGCCUUAAACACGCAGGAGAGCUGUGGACGGGUAUCGAAGAAUACUCCGUGUGUCCAGAAAACGACAGACUGCAAAAGGCCAGAAAAAUAAUGAACACAUACUAUGAGUCUUCAUCAAAGAGCUUUUGCAGCUUCCUGGAGGAGAAGGCCAUCGUUCGAGUCAAAGAAGACCUGAAGAAUGUCCGCGGCGAUCUGUUUAAAGAGAGCGAGAAGCAGCUGCUCAAACACCUGGAGAAGGAGGCCUUGGAUGGCUUCAAGAACAGCAUGUACUUUCUGCGUUACGUCCAGUUCAAGUGGCUGGAGAGCCAGCCCGUUGACGAGGAGUGGUUCAUGGAGUUCAGGGUUCUGGGCAAAGGAGGGUUCGGUGAAGUGUUCGCCUGUCAGGCGAAAGCUACAGGAAAAAUGUACGCCAACAAGAAGCUGGAGAAGAAGAGGCUGAAGAAGCGCAAAGGUUACCAGGGAGCGAUUGUGGAGAAGCGUAUCCUCGCUAAAGUGCACAGUCGCUUCAUCGUGACGCUGGCGUAUGCCUUCCAGACCAAGACGGACCUCUGCCUGGUCAUGACCAUCAUGAACGGAGGAGAUCUCAGGUGCUCAUCGUAAACUCUCAUCAUAACGCCCUUAAAGCAAAAC